Molecule: messenger RNA, 435 nt
Organism: Homarus americanus (American lobster)
Lineage: Eukaryota; Metazoa; Arthropoda; Malacostraca; Decapoda; Nephropidae
Product: guanine nucleotide exchange factor subunit RIC1-like
Exons: 1
Coding region: 1-435 (144 amino acids)
Source: RefSeq, a predicted model, not a curated record
AUGUCCCCAGAGGCUUUAUUCAUGCCUCGAGUCACAAACUAUGCCAUCCACACCCUACAAGCCCAUACCCACAUCCACAAGUCCAUAUCCACAUCCACAAGUCCAUACCCACAUCCACAAGUCCAUACGCCCACAUCCACAAGCAGUACCCACAUCCACAAGCCCAUACCCACAUCCACAAGUCCAUACGCCCACAUCCACAAGUCCAUACCCACAUCCACAAGCCCAUACCCACAUCCACAAGUCCAUACCCACAUCCACAAGUCCAUACCCACAUCCACAAGUCCAUACCCACAUCCACAAGUCCAUACCCACAUCCACAAGCAGCUACCCACAUCCACAAGUCCAUACCCACAUCCACAAGCCCAUAUCCACAUCCACAAGUCACUACCUCCAACCCGCAGCCCACUAUACCAACUCCUACAAGCAUUAUAG